AUGAUGUGCGGCGACAGCGACUCGCUGGCCUUCAUCAAAUCCCAUCACAAUGAUCCUUACAACUCCUCCUUAGCUUCAUCGGCUUCGUCCUCCUCAGCUUCUGUUUGGUCCGAUGCGUCCUCUCAGCACUCAGAUGACACUUCCGUAUCCGCCCCCUCAGACUCGUCGGAACACUGCGACUCCUACCUCUACUCGCAGCAAGCUGCCUCUUGCGACCAGGCAAACUUGCGACACUCGUGGGCCAGACAAGCGCAAUCGACGGCGGCUGAGGUUCCACAACAAUUAAGGCAAAAUCCCAGACGCACUUCGACCGGCGCCAUUUCCAAGACCGGAUGCCCUCCCGCUCUAGUCCGUCAAAACGAUCGCAAAGUCAACUUCGUUGAUAAUCUCGUUGAUGCAUCAACUCAAAUCGUCGAAGCGAUCUGGCCCUUGUCCUCGGUGGUAUACCGAGUUGAGCUGGGCAACAAGGCCGUGCUACCGCUGCGGACCUUUAUCCAAGAGACUCUCCGCCGGUCCCGCACAAGCUAUUCCACCCUACAGGUCGCACUUUAUUAUCUUGUACUGAUCAAGCCUCACGUUCCCAAGCAUGACUUCACCAUGGAGCAGCCCGACGAUAUUCACGCCAACAGAGUGCUACAAUGUGGUCGCCGUAUGUUCUUGGCCGCCUUGAUCUUGGCAUCGAAGUAUCUUCAGGAUCGUAACUACUCAGCGCGAGCCUGGAGCAAGAUCUCUGGACUGGCGACUCACGAAAUCAAUCAAAAUGAGAUGGCCUUCUUGCUUGCGGUUAACUGGAAACUCCACAUCACGGAUGACGUGUACCGACGAUGGACUGAGAUCGUCCUGAAGUACACGCCUCAGCCUCCGCCUCCGGGUUGCCCUCAGGCAAGCGAUCGUGAGAUUCAAGAUUGGAAGAACUUCAUCCUAAAGCUGAGCCCAGAUUUGGACAAUAUCGAGGAAUUCAUUCCAACAACACCGUUCAAAUCCCCAUCGAGAGACUUCACCCCAAUUUCUCCGCGCUCGCUCUUGUCUGCGUCGCGAGAGCGCGAUUGCGCCUUCAAUUAUGAAUCAAAUGACGCCACUCCCAAGAGUUGCACUACUCCAGCCACUAUGGAACCUUCUCCGGCCACUGUACAUACCCCCGGCCGACUCGCCCCUGCUCUUGGGCUCCUGCCCACUCCACGCCUCACUCCUCAGAUGACGGGAUCCAGCACUCCUGCAGUGAAUGCUACUUCCUAUCUUCUUGGUGGGAAAGGGUCGAUGGGUUUCGCCAUGGCCCAGGCAUCCCAUGUCAGCGCGGCUCAGAGCCUUGACCGGUGGCCUGCUUCGACGACCUCUUCGCCACAGAGCUACUUUUUGGCUCGUCGCUCAUCACUUGCCAAUUCUAUCUCAACCGCGUCUUCACCAGAGUCGAUGAUCUCGGAUUCAUCCCGCACAUCACGCUCAUCCUCCAUCUCGUCAGCAUCGUCAUUGGUCAGCGCGCCGUCCACCAAAUUGGAUGUUCAGGCGCGAUGCCGAUAUGCGAAGCUAUGUAGUGAGAGGUACAGCCUGAGAUCAGCCAUCGCCUCGGUCCCAGAAGACCAUGAACAGAAUUGCAUCACUUCUUCGCCUGAAUCCUACGCCGGCCCGGCGGGUAAGGAUUUGUCGGAGAUGUCACUCGACACUCAAGUGGCACGAAGAGGACGUGAUAACGACGACGCUGCCGACGCCGCUCGUGUAUUGCAGGAAUUACAUAAUAACUAUCAAGCCAGCUCUCAGCCACAGCCGACCCGCAGGGUCGGUUCCAAGAGGACGCGGCCUCUGUCGGUUGACCAUUCUCUGCAAGAGAACGUUCGGGAGAUGCUCAACGGCCAGUACAACUCCAAGACCCGAAGAGAGUGGCCUGCCCACAUGCUUCGUUCCGGGGACUCUCACGACGCAGGACGCAAGCGAGUCUGUUACUCGUCUGACAUUUCUGCACCACGCGCCAUUCCGACGCUUCACCCUGCCAUGGGCGGGCCUGGUGGCGUUGGCAUGUGGGAGGGCGUUUUGAACUGA
Molecule: messenger RNA, 2034 nt
Organism: Pseudomassariella vexata
Lineage: Eukaryota; Fungi; Ascomycota; Sordariomycetes; Amphisphaeriales; Pseudomassariaceae
Exons: 2
Coding region: 1-2034 (677 amino acids)
Biological process (GO): regulation of cyclin-dependent protein serine/threonine kinase activity
Cellular component (GO): cyclin-dependent protein kinase holoenzyme complex; nucleus
Molecular function (GO): protein kinase binding; cyclin-dependent protein serine/threonine kinase regulator activity
Source: RefSeq, a predicted model, not a curated record